Molecule: messenger RNA, 804 nt
Organism: Lagenorhynchus albirostris (white-beaked dolphin)
Lineage: Eukaryota; Metazoa; Chordata; Mammalia; Artiodactyla; Delphinidae
Product: zinc finger protein 525-like
Exons: 5
Coding region: 223-642 (139 amino acids)
Biological process (GO): regulation of DNA-templated transcription
Source: RefSeq, a predicted model, not a curated record
UAGCGUGGGCUUAGGGUCACGUCGGCGUCUGUGUUUUCGUCUUUUUGAGUUUAAACCUGAGCGUCUCAGUCCACAGUCCUAUACGCCUGGAGUUUUGGGGUUGCUACGGACGUUAACGUUCCUGCACCCGUGCCUCUUACCUUCGGAUUGGCAUCUCAGGACUCACCUUGCCUGAGAAAGAAGCCCUGAAGAGGAAGAAGAGGAAAGGACAAGGAGUCAGGAAUGACUCUUUCUCAGGCACUGUUGACAUUCAGGGAUGUGGCCAUAGAAUUCUCUCAGGAGGAGUGGGAAUGCCUGGACCCUGCUCAGAGGGCCUUGUACAGGGACGUGAUGUUGGAGAACUACAGGAACCUGGUCUCCCUGGAUAUGUCUACCAGAUGUGUGAUCAAAGAAUUAUCACCAAAAGAGGACAUUAAUAAUGGAGACUUAUUUCAGACAUUGGCUUUUGAAAGACUUGUGAAGGUUAGGGUCCACAGAUUUGAUGGUCAGGUUGCCUGUAGCCAACUCCUUCGUCUUCAUCUUUACAGGAAUCUCCAGGACAGUGAUGGCUUUUGGGCAGAAACAGUUUCUCAGCGAUUUUGGUUGCAAAUUUGUUUACUGUGUCCACAGAGUGAUACUGUGCUAUAUUUGUAUAAGAUGUAACUAUCAGAGGAAACUAGGCGAUGCCUCUACUAUCUUUGUACAUUCCUGUACAUCUGUGAUUAUUUCAAAAUAAAAAGUUAAAGGGAAUGUGGUUUGCUGUGGCUUUUACAAAAUUCAAAUCCAGCUGUUUGUUGAUAUGAGAAUAAAGGAUAUGAUAAAUGA